UUCUCCUCUGCUGCCCAAGCGCUAUGGUGCAGGGAUAGCUGCCGUCUUCAGUCAAACCAAAGCAGGCUCUACAAAGAGAAGGCUGACUCUAGACAGGUGGUAUAUACAUGAUAGUAUAGUAACUGGCCAACUGCUUCAUGUGCUUUUUAUACUGUUUCACCUCUUACUGUCUUUUAUUUUUUGUUGUGCUUUUUGAUGAUUGAAUUCUUUAUAACUUUGUUAAAGUUCUGACAGACAUUGACUGUUAAAUUCCUAUAACUGUUAAAAUGGUAUCAUCUUAGAUGAUAAAUGAAAGCGGGACUUGAGGGGAUGAAUUAACAAAAGUUGAAAUCUAGUUUCUGUUUGUAAUUUUUAAGUAACUGAAUGGAUGUAAUGCUUCGAAUCAAAUGCAUCUUUGGUUGGGAGCUUAGAGAAAUUUUCACCUAUCAGAUUUCCCAGUAUCAUUGUAUGGUGGAUUCAGAUACAAGUUACGGACUAUUAGUUGCUAAUGUUCUAUUUGCUAUGAAGAGAAAGAUGGAUGAGGAGGAGAAAGGAAAUAACCCGAAUGAGAAAUGGUUCAAAUGUUUAAAAUCAAGUAUUUGUGUUCUGAUAUUUGCUUCCAGUAUAUGAGAACUGGUGGGUAUCCACCAUUUUAAAAAAUGUUGAAAUAUUUGUUUUUAUUGCAUUACCUUCUUUAAAUAUUGUGACAAGUAUUCAUUUCCUCAUACAUCUAGAUUCUGAGACCACAGGGAAAUUUAGCAGAAGGCAGACAUGGGAAUAGACAAUGUUUAGUGUCCACUUAAGUUAGAAAAAGUCUACGUGACUUUCAGAUAUUUGGAAUAUUAUUUGGCAAAGCUUUGUGCUCUGUGUGCUGUUUGGCACAACUUUUCUGGUGUAGCAAUUGCUUUCUGUAUAAACUGGAAAAUAAUAGAAAAUUAGGGCAGAUGGGAUGAAUUUAAAGUUCCUUUUUGUCUUUCCCGUGUAAACUGGAUUGAAGUGGACUGUGGUCUCUGUUUUGGAUGUCUUGGGGCUUAGUGAAUCCUUGUGUACUGGGCACUUGCAUGUUCAGUUACCUACUACUUUCAGAAUGCUUAUUAUUUAGAGGUGUAUAGGUGGGGUGAGGGAGAUUGGGUUUUAUUGCUUUUUCUAUAUGGUAUUUUGAAAUACGUACUCAGAAACCUAAACCAUUUUAAGCACUUCAGCUGACAGAUACAGAGGAAUAUACUUGCUUUGCUUAAGGCUUUAUAAGAAUAAUUUUACUAUGUACUGACUGGAAUAUAUGCAAUAUUUUACAGUUUUCUCAUUCUCAUGAGAAAUUCUCAUUCUCAUUUCUCAUUCUGUGACUAUUCAUUUUAAGCAACUUUAUUGAAAUGGGACAAUUUGGAUACCGUAUUUCACAUGCCAAAGAAGAGAUUUGCCUGAAUGCGGAAUAUUCUUCUGAGUGCAUAUUCCCGAACAUCCCAGUCUCUUCUGUGACACUUUUUUUGCAUCACCAUGAGUUUGAUUCUGGAUGGAAAAUGGCCUUUUUUGAAGGAAAAUGAACACUUUGGAAAACCCUCCCCGUGGAACAUGUUGAAGCGGACUGCGUUUUCAUGGACAACUACCACAGGAUCUGCAGCUUUCAACAAACUACCGAAGUUCAGUCAUAUUGCAGAGAAAUACGUGAAGCUAAAAUCCUAUAAUUGACUACUUCAGCUAUAUUGAAUUACAUGAAUGACAGCCUGAGAACAGAUGUCUUUGUAAGAUUCCAGCCGGAAAGCAUUGCGUGUGCCUGUAUUUACCUCGCAGCCAGGACGCUGGAGAUUCCACUUCCUAAUCGCCCACAUUGGUUUCUACUCUUUGGUGCAACAGAAGAAGAGAUUCAAGAAAUCUGUUUAAAAAUUUUGCAACUUUAUACUCGGAAGAAGGUUGAGUUAAUUGAUCUGGAAAGUAAAGUAGAAAAAAAGAAACUAGCAAUUGAAGAGGCAAAAGCACAAGCUAAAGGUCUGCUACCCGAGGGAACCCCCGGCUUGGAUAAUACAUCAGGAUUUUCCCCUGUACCAAAAAACGAGUCUCCAAAAGAAAUUAAAGGAAAUAAACCCUCACCACUACCUGUGCAGGCAAUGAAGAAUGCUAAAAGAAAAAAUGAGGGAGCAAAAAGAACAAGUUCAAAUAGUCCAGUAAAUGGUGUUCAGAAAGGAAGAGAAAGUAGAAGUCGAAGUGGAAGUAGAGAUCAGAGUUAUUCGAGGUCGCCAUCCAGGUCUGCAUCCCCUAAGCACAGGAAAAGUGAAAGUUACUCCACUUCAAGCGGUUCCAAAUCCCACAGCCGCUCUAGGAGUCGCAGCGACUCUCCUCCAAGGCAAUUCAACCACACGUCUGGUUACAAAGGUUCUAAGGUGAGAAGUUACAAGAAGUCAAAAGACUACAAAUACUCAACACACAAACCAAGGAAAUCCCGCAGUAGAAGUUCGUCACGUUCCAGGAGCCGGUCCCGGGAGCGCCCUGACCAUUCAGGAAAGUACAAGAAGAAAAGUCACUACUACAGAAAUCACCGGCACGAGCGUUCGCGCUCCUAUGAGCGAACUGGUCAUCGCUAUGACCGAGACCACCCUGGCCACAGCAGGCACAGGCGAUGAGUAGGACAAAGAGCUCUUCCCUUUGGAAUUCAGGGGAGCUCUUUCCUCUGUGUGAUCUUUACAGCUUAGGGUUAAUCUGGUUUAUAAACCACUUUAGCUUCGGUGAUGUCCAUUUGGCUGCUAAUUCUGUACUUUAAUCCAAAGGAAAUAUGUGAAUGGGAUAGGAUGAUGUGGAAGACUUAAUCUGAUGAUGUUGCUGUCUGCUGGAGUGCCAUCCAGUAAUGCUGCAGAGUUUGCCCCGGGUGUGCUCCCGUUGCCUGCUUUUUAGUAAUUUAAAUCCUGUAGCGCAAGGGAGUGUUACUUGGAAUUGGCAGCCCUGCAAGCAGGGAACUUCGUUGCUCGGUAGAUGAUGGACUGUGAUGAACAGUCCUCCCCUGUGGAACUAGAAGGCUCGAGACAGUUCCUCAGAACCAUUGGAGUGUCUUGGUGCUAACAAAGCUGUCUUUUCAUACUGAUUCGACUAUGUUGUACAAAUGUAAGGUGACUUUUUUUUAGAAUUAUGCCUAUAUUAGGUUAUAUAUGUGUAUAUAUAUUUUGCAGUGUUACAGUAUAGUAUGGGAAUAUGGCCUUACUAGCCUUUACACUUUAUUCACAAUGUAAAUAAGCAUUUGUUUAAUACAAGUGAAAGAUAUAUACAGAAAAUUCAAAACUUGAAUUCUAUCAAAGACUUGUGUAGAAAGUUCUGAUAAAUGUGAAAGUAUUUAGCUCUGUGUAUUGAAAGUAGUAUAUUUUUUAUCCGUGCAAUGCUGUGUGCGGGUCACCAGCUCACAAUAGACAUUUCCUAUAUAUACAUUCUAUGUGGUUUGAAAUUCUUUACUCAGGAUCUUUGACACUCUGGAGUAAUAGUUU
Molecule: messenger RNA, 3443 nt
Organism: Nothoprocta perdicaria
Lineage: Eukaryota; Metazoa; Chordata; Aves; Tinamiformes; Tinamidae
Gene: CCNL2
Product: cyclin L2
Exons: 7
Coding region: 1689-2594 (301 amino acids)
Biological process (GO): regulation of transcription by RNA polymerase II
Cellular component (GO): nucleus
Molecular function (GO): cyclin-dependent protein serine/threonine kinase regulator activity
Source: RefSeq, a predicted model, not a curated record